Molecule: messenger RNA, 1495 nt
Organism: Stylophora pistillata
Lineage: Eukaryota; Metazoa; Cnidaria; Anthozoa; Scleractinia; Pocilloporidae
Product: charged multivesicular body protein 6-A
Biological process (GO): vesicle budding from membrane; late endosome to vacuole transport via multivesicular body sorting pathway
Cellular component (GO): multivesicular body; ESCRT III complex
Source: RefSeq, a predicted model, not a curated record
CUUCGGCUGUUUCGCAGAACAAUAAAAACAAGAUGGCGGUGGUCUUGUAACCCCUUACUUCCUGUAUCGCAACGAAAACAUUCGAAAUGUUGUAGUUCUGUUGGGGUAAAAUCUACCUAAUACAGCUUAAAUCGUAUUCUUAGCGAGAUAAGAAAUUAUCUUUACUGGAAUAAGAUGGGAUCUCUAUUUAGCAAGAAGAAAGAGCCUGAGCCUGUAAAACCAAAGAUUACAGAACAAGACAAAGCAGUUUUGGCAUUGAAGCAGCAGAGGGACAAAUUGAAACAGUACCAAAAAAAGAUACAACUGAAUCUUGAAAAAGAAAGACAACUGGCAAAACAGUUGUUGCAGGAAGGAAAGAAAAACAAAGCAAAGCUUCUGUUAAAGAAAAAGAGAUACCAGGAGCAGACACUGGAAAGGACAGACAACCAGCUGGAGAACUUAGAGAAAAUGGUACAAGAUGUUGAGUUUGCACAAAUUCAAAUUCAAGUGGCUGAUGGACUGAAGCAAGGAAAUGAAGCUCUGAAGAAAAUGCAUGAGAUAAUGUCCAUUGAAGACGUGGAAAGAAUAAUGGAUGAAACUCGGGAAGGAAUUGAGUAUCAGAGGGAGAUUGACGAACUUUUAAGUGGAAGUUUGACUCAGGAAGAUGAAGAUGCAGUGCUACAAGAAUUGAGAAAAGACCCCAGAAGGAAAAGAAGGAUGAAAGAAAAGCAGAGAUGGUUCCAGCCUAGACAUUGCCUUAUUAUUUCUAUGAUGAUGAUAAAAUUAAGUCAUGUUACCCAUGUUACCCAUGACUAGUGCUUUAACCCUACAGUACCUCCAUUCUGAAAAUUAUCUGUUAAAGAUAAGUAACCUGACCAUAGGAAAUUUUGCACACACUGCAUAAAGCAGUAGUCAAAGUAGUAAUCUUACAAGCAUUUUCAGCAAAAAUUCUAGAAAACAGAAAGAAAUCAUGAAACCACAGAAACAAAGUUAAAUUAUUUUUUUUUGGUUCUAAACUGAAGUCUCCAAUUUCCUUAAUUUGUUAUUAAAUUAAAUGUAGUUACCUGGCUAAAAAUUCAAAGUAUAAGCUUUCAACUAUUCAGGCUGUAGUCUUCAAGAGGUAAAUGAUCUAAUUCUUUGAUGCACUGAAGAGUGUAAGUCAAAUUGUAUCUUUACAGUUUUCGCUAAUGAAUAUUUUGUGGCAUCUCCACUAUGCGUCAUCCUGUUUGCAACCCCUCUACAUUUUGGCAACUUUGAAGCAGAGGUCCCCUUGACCACUUGUUGACCAAUUGUUAGUAAGAUGUCAGCUGGACAAAACGCUACCAACACACCAACUUGAUGGUAAAGUGUCAGUGGACAAACAACCAACUGUUGGCCAACUAUUGAUAGGAAUUUCUGUGGGUUAUUAUUGUUGUUAUUAGUUUUCCCACAGAGUGUAUAUUAUAAUGUUUGAUGGUGGAAGUAAAAUUGGUGUUUGUUUAUAAAAAUAAUAAAGAUUUAAUUUUCUGUUACAAAA